GAUUGCUAACAGUUAUUGCCAUCCUCUAAGCUAUAUUAUCCUAUUUUAUUUUUACAGAUGCCCAGUGCUAUUAAAGAUGAACAAUGCGAAGAACAGUGCAAGCAUUUGCAACUGACGCAAGAUAGUCCCUCGCUACCUGUAUCCUCCACGACUACGCCUUGCAAUGGAACAGAUUCCGUUGUUGCCCAGGGUUCCCCCACUUCCCCACAAAGCCGCAACGAAAACGCGAAGCUACUCGCGAUUGAGAGUAACUUGUUGAGUUUUAUUGGCGGUGAUGUGAGCUCACUCGAGGAUGUCAUUUUGCUCAUCUUCGGGUACGGGUCGAUUCUCUGGAAGAAGAACUUCAACUUCGUCGCGGAGUACGAGGCGUACAUCAGGGGAUAUAAGCGCGUCUUCUACCAGGGCUCACAGGAUCACCGAGGGGUUCCCGGGAAGCCCGGUCGCGUUGUGACCUUGGUUCCAGAUUCCAGCCCCCAAAGUCGCGUCUAUGGGAAGGCCUUUCAACUCCCUUCUAAUACCCAGGAGAUACUGAGUGCGCUGGAUGCCUUGGGUGUUCGUGAAACCGGGUACCAAUGUAUCAAUGUGGAGCUGUUUGACACCCACUUGGCCCUUCGUCACCCUCAAGGAGGGGCCGAAAACGCAGUAGGUCAUAACAACGAGACAAAGUUGGAUAUAUAUUGCCACCGCAAUUUUCCUCAUCAUGAAUCUAAGGACGUCGGGGAUGGAAAACAGAAGAAAAAGAGAGUGGUCUCUCUUUGCUAUAUUGCCACGCAUGACAACGCGGAUUACCUAGGCGAAGCUCCGAUUGAAAGCAUGGCCAAAAACAUCAUUGAAGCUGCUGGUCAGAGCGGAACGAACUUGGAAUAUCUGUUUCGUUUGACCAAAUGCCUUCAAGAGAUGGGCACGACGGAUCUACAUGUUUUCGAGUUGGAUGCAAUGGCGCGGCAACUACUAAAUAGCAAGGAAGCUGCAACCGCUCGGGAAGACUUGAAGUAG
Molecule: messenger RNA, 996 nt
Organism: Phytomonas sp. EM1
Lineage: Eukaryota; Euglenozoa; Kinetoplastea; Trypanosomatida; Trypanosomatidae
Source: the annotation of a GenBank genome assembly